Molecule: messenger RNA, 2407 nt
Organism: Ochlerotatus camptorhynchus
Lineage: Eukaryota; Metazoa; Arthropoda; Insecta; Diptera; Culicidae
Gene: pdgy
Product: pudgy
Exons: 6
Coding region: 243-2024 (593 amino acids)
Biological process (GO): fatty-acyl-CoA biosynthetic process; long-chain fatty acid metabolic process
Cellular component (GO): mitochondrion
Molecular function (GO): long-chain fatty acid-CoA ligase activity
Source: RefSeq, a predicted model, not a curated record
UCAGUUCACCGGCUUUUUUGAUUUUGGUCGUUUGGCAGUGAUUUUGCGAGUAUCCCUUGUCUGAGUAUUGUAAAAAUCGGUUAUUUUAUUCUUCGAACUAUAAACUGUGAUCACAACUGUGCUUUUACAACAAAGACUAAAUAUCGUAGCGGAAAAGAAACCAUAUCAUAUAUCUACACCUGUAUAGUAGAAUAAUAUUUACAAAAUUUACGAAGAUAUUGAUACCCACUAGUUAAAUAAACAUGAUUCGAGGAGUCUCGUCGCGUCUCGCCGUACUGAGCAAUGCCACCAAUGCAGUGAAAAAAUCGUGGAGAAAGCAAUGUGUUCAAUUACUAAGUACAAAAAGUCAGUUUAAAUAUUUAGAGGACUCCGUCUUCCCGCCGGAGAAUGGCUUCGAGCAGAAUUCGUUGUAUGGAAAAACUCUCCAAAUACCGCAUACCACUCUGGAGCAGUACGUGUGGGAUAACUUCAGCCAGUGGGCCAACAGAACGGCAGUGGUAUGCGGUGUAACUGGAAGAAGCUACACUUAUGGACAACUUAGAGACCAUUGCGCAGCGCUGGCCAUCCGUUUGCAGCAGAAUUGCAAGCUCACUUUCGGUGAUACGCUGGCGAUUUGUUUACCGAAUCUACCCGAAUUCCCGGUAGUGACAUUUGGGGCAAUGGAAGCGGGUUUGGUCGUAACCACAAUCAAUCCCAUCUAUACUGCUGACGAAAUAAGCAAGCAGUUGAUCGACAGUGAUGCCAAAAUUCUCUUCGGUACAGCAUCGAACUAUUCCGUGCUAAAGCAGGCAACCAAUCUGGCGAACAAGCACAUUCCGAUAGUUUGCGUGCGAACUAGCAUGGAUGAAAAUAUCCCAAAUGGGGCCAUCGAUUUCGCCGAGCUAUCGAAUCCAACUGGAGUACAUUUCAGCAAUCUGCGGCAUCACAACCGGGACCCAGAUGAUGUGUUGUUCCUUCCAUAUUCGUCCGGAACCACCGGUCUACCGAAAGGCGUGGAGCUGACUCACACGAACAUAAUUGCUAACAGCCAGAUGUUGGCUGUUAAAACUGGGUGCUCCACUGUGACGCUGCCAACAACGGAUACUUUCCAGGACGUUCUGCCGUGUGUGUUACCAUUUUUCCACAUCUAUGGAUUAACGGUGACCAUGAUUUCAAAACUGCAGCAAGGUUGCAAACUAGUCACACUUCCAGCAUUCCGCCCCGACACAUUUCUGAACGCCCUAACUGAACAUAAGGGUUCGGUUCUGCAUCUGGUGCCACCGAUUAUCCUUUUCUUGAGUCAUCACGAUAUGGUUAAACCGGAACAUCUGAAGUCAGUUCGAAAUAUAUUCUCUGGUGCCGCGCCCAUGGGCGCCUCUGACGCUGAACGAAUGCUUUCGAAAGCACCUCAAAUUAUGUUUGCUCAAGGCUACGGUCUCACUGAAACGUCUCCAGUUGUACUGUUUGGUGCUAUGGGAUCCAAAAACUAUUCCUCCGUUGGAUCACCUCCACCAAGAACUCAGGCAAAAAUCGUGGCUUUGAACGAUCCAACCAACACGGCACUUGGACCAAACCAGAAUGGUGAACUGCUAGUGAGAGGACCACAAGUUAUGAAAGGAUACCACAACAAUAAGCAAGCCACGGAUGAUAUUUUCACGGAAGGUGGAUGGCUUCGCACCGGCGAUAUCGCUCACUAUGACGACGAUCUACAAUUUUACAUUACCGACCGAUUGAAGGAACUGAUCAAAGUCAAGGGAUUCCAAGUCGCCCCAGCUGAGCUGGAGGAACUGCUUCGAAACCACCCUGCUGUUGAAGAUGCUGCAGUCGUCGGACAGCCUCAUCCCAUCUCCGGUGAAGUUCCCCGGGCAUUCAUCGUAACGAAAAAGAACUCCAAUGUGACUGAAGAUGAUCUGAAAAAUUUCGUCGCUGAAAAAGUAGCGGUUUACAAAAAACUCGAUGGAGGUAUAACCUUUUUGGAUACUAUUCCCAAGAAUGCCUCCGGAAAAAUUCUGCGGCGUCAACUCAAAGAAGAGUAUUGUUCUUGAAUAGGUCAUGAUUAGAUUUAAGUGUUAUACUUAAGAUUUGGCAAUGAUUUUAGUACUUCAUACAUAACUGUCAUUCCUUGCGCUGCAGAUAAAAUACUAUCACACAUGUAUCUAUAUCUCAUAAAUUCCAUAAGCCGCUAGACAGUCUAUCUGAUUAACUUAUACUCGGUAACCUAAGGUACGUAGAAUCAAAGCAGUGUUUUAGAUGUGAUUGUUGUGCUAAUUUUUAAGUUAAUUAUUUUCUGAGGCUGUCUCCAGUGGGAACAACUCAGCCAGCAGAAUUUUGAUAUUGAGUAUGUAGCAGUGCGAAUACCGGUUUGUGAAGCAUUUUCAUGGUUAUGUAACUGCAUACAUUUUACAGUAAACCAAUCUUUUAGAAACUG